GUAGGUGGUAUAAAAGAGGAGCAGCAAUGCGGCACGGCAAGUCAGCAGCUACCAAAGUGUGGUGCACUAGCCAUAGGAUCGACGAGAAUUCCUUUUUUCGGCAGCGUAACCAUGAAGUUCCUCGCAACCCUCACUCUCCUCGCCCUCGUGGCCAACGCCGCGUUCGCCGAAGAGGUCGCUAAGAAAGAUGAGAAAAAGGAGGAUAAGAAGGACGUUGAAGGACGUGGCGGAAUUCUGGGAGGCGUGCCUGGCUACGGCGUUGGUGUGGUUCCUGGCGUCGUCGCUCCCGGUGUCGUUGGUCCAGGAGUCGUCGGCAACCCCGCCCUGGUAGGCGCCGGUGUUGGCCACGGCGUCGGCUUGGGUGGUGUUGGCGUGGGACACGGUGGCGGCUUCCAGUCGGGUUACGGCGCUACCGCCGGAGGACACCAGGCAGGCUUCCAAAAGGGUGCCGCGGGGCACAGUCAGGGAUCCGGAGCCUUCGCUGGCGGCUCUGCCCACAGGACUGUCAACGCCUUCAGCAACAACCAGGGUUACAACCACAACACCGGCUUCUCGGCUUCCGACAGCAAGACCUUUGGAACCGGUCAACAGCAGGGAUCUUCAGGCUUCCAGGGAGGUGCCGCCGGACAACAGGCCGGAUUCGGACAGUCCUCCUUCGGCAAGACUGCCGGUGUCGGCCACGCGGGCGUAGGCGUCAUCGGAUGAAAUUUCCGGUUUGUUUGCUGUAAUAACUUCUCCAGCUGACUGUACAAGCUUCGCGCCAUUUCGUCGUCGCCACAUCUCAAUACUUGACAUUUCGGCCACUCGAAGAUCAAAAGUUUCAAUAAACAGACCAAUUCA
Dermacentor silvarum is the source of this 840-nucleotide messenger RNA. RefSeq lists its product as uncharacterized. The record is from RefSeq and is a predicted model, not a curated record. The coding region runs from base 112 to 705 and encodes 197 amino acids. The transcript has 3 exons. NCBI's taxonomy places the organism in Eukaryota, Metazoa, Arthropoda, Arachnida, Ixodida, Ixodidae.